Molecule: messenger RNA, 1515 nt
Organism: Rotaria socialis
Lineage: Eukaryota; Metazoa; Rotifera; Eurotatoria; Philodinida; Philodinidae
Source: the annotation of a GenBank genome assembly
AUGACGAGUGAUAUAACACUUAAUACGGAAGAUGAAAAGAAUCGUCAACCAACGACACAACAUUUUGAUGUUGUAAGUUCAGAAGAAGAUGAUGAAAAUGGCCCAACGAUGUCGGUUCCUGCAAGUUCAACUAAUGAAAAUCCUUCUCCACCACCAAUAGCAACAGCUGAAACAUUGGAUGAUAAAUCUUUCAGUAAAUUAUAUGAUGAUUGGUUAGAAUUAGAUGCUGAAUUACGUUCAUUUGAACCAAAACACAAAGAAUACGUCGGAAAAUUAGAUGAAGUUGAAUCAUUAAAAAAGAAAUAUCACGCGGAAUAUGAAAAGUACAAGAAAAAAAUUGAUCAAGUACAACAAAAUAUAGUGGAACUGAAAAAGACAUACACUAAAAAAGACGAAAUAAUAAAAAAGAAUGUUCCAAAUCCGACUGUAUCAAAUUUGAAAAGUUCGCAAUCAACUGCUGAUCUCGAACAAAGAAAGUCUUCGCUCGUAUCAUCGUCAACAGCUACAUCACGUCCAUUAGCAUCAGUUAAUUCUUCUCCAUCAUUGGAUAAACUUGUUAGUACAUUAUCAUCUCUUGAACGUCUCAAUAUUAUCUCAGAACAAGUUCAUACCAAUUCAUUAUAUUUAUCUCGAGUCGCCGAUACAUUACCACGUAAAAAUCCAUAUUUGAAAGUAAUUCUUGGCGGUGUUGAUGUAUCAAUAUUAAAUAAAGCCGACAAAUGGACAUAUAAACAGGAGUAUGAGCAAUUUAAAUUUAUUGUUACAUGUAUUUCAUUAGUAUCAUCACUUGUUAUUUGGUCAUUAACAUCACGUUAUCGUGCAUUCGAUGCAUUAUUUCAUUUCUUAUUGGUUUGGUAUUAUUGUACAUUGACAAUACGAGAGUCAAUUCUAAUUGUCAACGGAUCAAAUAUUAAUCCUUGGUGGCGAGCGCAUCACUUUAUAGCAACGGUUGCGACAGGCAUUCUAUUAACAUGGCCUGAAUCUCAAUCUUACCAUACAUUUCGUACACAAUUCUUCGUUUUCUCAUUUUACUUGAGUUUUGUUCAGGGUCUUCAGUUUUACUAUCAACGCGGUUGUCUCUAUCGGUUAAGAGCAUUAGGUGAAACGCAUGAUAUGGAUAUAACUAUCGAAGGUUUUCAUCGAUGGAUGUUUCGUGGUCUCUCAUUUUUGGUUCCAUUCCUCCUCGUUGGCUAUUUAUUUCAGUUAUAUAACGCAUAUGCAUUAUGGCAACUAGCACACGUACCAACAACACAUGAAUGGCAAGUACUGGUAUUAGCCAUAAUAUUCUUUCUCCUAUUUUUGGGAAAUAUAUUAACAACAUUAAGUGUUUUACGUGAAAAAUUACGCGAAAAACCUCCGCCAAUAAUACUAAAAGAAAAAUAUCAAAGUUUAAAAACAUUUUUAUCAACAAAUUAUCACCGACGAGCACGAUCAUUUCAUCAAUAUGGGCAUCGCCAAGAGAAAGAAAGAUCGAAUAAUGACGCUCUUCAUCAUAGAACAUCUAAAGAAGAUUAA